This is a messenger RNA of Thunnus maccoyii (southern bluefin tuna), 1007 nucleotides long. RefSeq names its product crystallin, beta B1 (gene crybb1). The coding region runs from base 242 to 937 and encodes 231 amino acids. Gene Ontology annotation, biological process: lens development in camera-type eye; visual perception. Gene Ontology annotation, molecular function: structural constituent of eye lens. Lineage: Eukaryota; Metazoa; Chordata; Actinopteri; Scombriformes; Scombridae. The transcript is spliced from 6 exons. The record is from RefSeq and is a predicted model, not a curated record.
AAAACGCUUACAGGCAGGCCAGAGGGGCCGGCGGCGUUUCCAGGCUAUGCGAUGACCCGGUGGCUUUGGCACUGGCCAACUGUGAUGACGAGAGGCUUUCUAUUGUGCUGUGAGCCUCUACGUUUGGCCUUUGCCAGAGUAUAAAAGCUUUGGUAGAGGGUUGAAGGGACCAGCACGAGCCAGCCUCCCUCACACGGCACUGCAAGCUAUACUAACGCAGACUCUCCUGAAGCCCCUCACCAUGUCUCAGACUGCCAAGUCCGCCUCCAGCCAGGGCACUGAUGCCAAGGACAAGGGAGCCCCUGCCCCAGCUGCCUCCAGCAAGGCCACCAAGACCGGAGAGCCUGGCGUGGGAUCCUUCAGACUCAUGAUGUUCGACCAGGAGAACUUCCAGGGAAGGAUGAUUGAGGUCACAAACGAGGUUAUGAACGUGUGCGACCGUGGCAUGGAUAAAGUGCGUAGUAUCAUCGUGGACUGCGGCCCCUUUGUUGCCUUUGAGCAGACUAACUUCCGUGGGGAGAUGUUCAUCCUGGAGAAGGGAGAGUAUCCUCGCUGGGAUACCUGGAGCAACUCCUACCGCAGCGACUGCCUCAUGUCCCUCAGGCCCGUCCGCAUGGACAGCCUUGAGCACAAGAUCUGCCUGUAUGAGCUCUCUGACUUCAAGGGCAACAAGAUGGAGAUCCAGGAGGAUGAUGUGCCCACCCUCUGGGCGCAUGGCUUCUGCGACAGAGUGGGCAGCGUGAGGGUGCCAGGAGGAUCUUGGGUGGGUUACCAGUACCCUGGAUACAGAGGCUACCAGUACCUGUUUGAGUGCGGUGACUACAGACACUACAACGACUUCUGCGCCUUCCAGCCCCAGAUCCAGUCCAUGCGUCGUAUCAGGGACAUGCAGUUCCACCAGAGAGGAUGCUUCACCCUCACCUCCGCUAGCAAGUGAAUGACCCCUGCUGGCCGUCGGGUGCUGUCAUAGCCAUGCAGCCCCAUUCAGCUUUUUAUUUCUCCAAACG